This is a messenger RNA of Chaetomium fimeti, 2346 nucleotides long. RefSeq names its product heat shock protein 70 family. The record is from RefSeq and is a predicted model, not a curated record. Gene Ontology annotation, molecular function: ATP-dependent protein folding chaperone; ATP binding. Gene Ontology annotation, biological process: protein folding. The coding region runs from base 1 to 2346 and encodes 781 amino acids. The transcript is spliced from 5 exons. NCBI's taxonomy places the organism in Eukaryota, Fungi, Ascomycota, Sordariomycetes, Sordariales, Chaetomiaceae. Gene Ontology annotation, cellular component: nucleus; cytosol.
AUGAGUGUCGUCGGUGUCGAUUUCGGUUCUCUCAACACCGUCGUCGCCGUCGCGAGGAAUCGGGGUGUCGAUGUGAUCACCAAUGAAGUCUCCAACCGGGCAACGCCGUCCCUCGUCGGCUUCGGGCCCAAGUCUCGCUACCUCGGCGAGUCCGCAAAGACACAAGAGAUCUCCAACCUCAAAAACACCGUCGGGAGCCUAAAGCGCCUUAUCGGACGCUCGCUCAAGGAUCCCGAUGUCCAGAUCGAGCAGAAGUACGUCUCGGCGCAGUUGGUUGAGAUCAAUGGCCAGGUCGGCGCCGAGGUUCAGUACCUCGGCCAGAAGGAGCAGUUCACUGCGACACAAAUGGCCGCCAUGUUCUUCAGCAAGAUCAGGCAGACUACCGCCGCCGAGAUCAAGCUCCCCGUGUCGGAACUCGUCAUGAGCGUGCCCACAUGGUUCACCGACGCCCAACGCCGCGCCAUCAUCGAUGCCGCCGAGAUCGCUGGCCUCAAGCUGCUCCGCCUCAUCAACGACACAACCGCCGCCGCGCUCGGCUACGGCAUCACCAAGCUGGACUUGCCCGCUGCCGAUGAGAAGCCCCGCCGUGUCGCCUUCGUCGACGUCGGCUACAGCGACUACAGCUGUUCCAUCGUUGAGUUCAAGAAGGGAGAGCUCGCUGUCAAGGCCAACGCCUACGACCGCCACCUCGGCGGCCGCGAUUUCGACCGCGCCCUUGUCGAGCACCUGCAGAAGGAAUUCCUCGGCAAGUACAAGAUCGACAUCUUCAACAACCCCAAGGCCCUGACCCGCGUCUACGCCGCCGCCGAGAAGCUAAAGAAGGUGCUGUCGGCCAACCAGCAGGCGCCUCUGAAUAUCGAGUCGCUCAUGAACGACAUUGAUGUCCGUGCCAUGAUUACGCGGCAGGAAUUCGAGGCCAUGACCGAGCCCCUGAUCAACCGCAUCGAUGUCAUUCUGGAGCAGGCCCUCGCCGAGGCCAAGCUCAACAAGGAGGACAUCGACAUCAUCGAGGUCGUUGGCGGUGGUAGCCGUGUGCCGGCCAUCAAGGAGCGCAUCCAGGGUUUCUUCAACAAGACCCUCUCCUUUACCCUGAACCAGGACGAGGCCAUUGCCCGCGGCUGUGCCUUCAGCUGCGCCAUCCUGUCCCCCAUCUUCAAAGUCCGCGAUUUCGCCAUCCAGGACAUCAUCAACUACCCGAUCGAGUUCGCCUGGGAGAAGGAUGCCGACAUUCCCGACGAGGACACCAGUCUCACUGUCUUUAACAAGGGCAAUGUGAUGCCCUCCACCAAGAUCCUCACCUUCUACCGCAAGCAGGCCUUCGACCUGGAAGCUAGGUACGCCAAGCCCGAGGGUCUUCCCGGGAAGGCCUCUCCUUUCAUCGGACGCUUCUCCGUCAAGGGAGUGAAGGCGACCGGCGGCCCAGAGGACUUCAUGAUCUGCAAGCUCAAGGCCCGCGUCAACAUCCACGGCGUCCUGAAUGUCGAGAGCGGCUACUACGUCGAGGACCAGGAGGUGGAGGAGGAGGUCAAGGAGGAUGGUGAUAAGAAGGACGGCGAUGUGAGUAUUCUUAUGCAGUCUGGAAACGAGCCCUCAUCGGUGGCUUCUGAGCAGAUGGACGCCGGCGCACCGGAGGAGACCAAGAGGGAGCCGAAACGUCGCAAGACCAGGGCGCCUAUGUCUGGCGAAUCCGGGGCCGUGGCGAUUGGUGAAGAUACAAGGAACGAAGAGCUGACAACUGAUUCAUCGUACAAGGCCAUGGACACCGACGCCAAAGACGAGAAGCCCAAGACCCGGAAGGUCAAGAAGCAAGUCCGCAAGGGCGAGCUGCCCAUCGUCAGCGCUACCCACUCCCUCGAGGUCACCACCAAGAACGCCGUCUCGGAGAGGGAAGCCGCCAUGGUCAUGGAGGACAAGCUAGUCGCCGACACCGAGGAGAAGAAGAACGAGCUCGAGACGUACAUUUACGACCUCCGUAACAAGCUGGACGACCAGUACGCCGACUUCGCCAGUGACGAGGAGAAGGAGAAGAUCCGCGAGAAGCUCAUGGCAUCCGAGGACUGGCUCUACGACGAGGGUGACGACACCACCAAGGCCGUCUACGUCGCCAAGAUGGACGAGAUCCGCGCUCUGGCCGGCCCCGUCGUCCAGCGCCACUUCGACAAGGUCGAGGCCGACCGCCAGGCGCUAAUGGCCAGGCUGGAGGCCGAGCGGGCGAAGAAGGCCGCCGAGGCGGAAGCCCGCAAGGCUGCCGACGGCGACAAGUCGCAACAAGACGGCGCCAAGGACGAGGAGAUGACGGAUGCUGACGCACCCAAGCCCGAGGUGGAGGAGGCCGGUGACCCGUAA